Linum trigynum is the source of this 5969-nucleotide messenger RNA. NCBI's taxonomy places the organism in Eukaryota, Viridiplantae, Streptophyta, Magnoliopsida, Malpighiales, Linaceae. The record is from the annotation of a GenBank genome assembly.
UACAUUGUAACAAUUACAAACACCAAACAUGUCCUAAGAAAAUGUGGUGGGCUGGCUUAAAGGUGAGCUGUUGGUGCUUUAUAUUCUGGUUUCGUGUAAACAAAAUAAAAUAAGCAAAAGAGAGGUAUUAUUGAAGCCACUACAAGGUCUUCCCUUUUGCUGUUGCACAUAGCCACAGAUACAAUAAUCAAAACAAGAUUUGUUUACCAGAACAAAAAUGUAAGUUGAUGGGUUCCAUUCCAUCCCCAACAACUAUUUGGUGCAGAAAGCUAUGUUUUUCUUAUUAGUUUCCUUUCACUUGAAGCGACAACUGUAGGAAGCAAUGGUCUCUCACCCAAUCAAAACCCUCAACCCCAUCAAAUAUAUUUCUCCAUUUCCACGGGGUGGAUGGAUUGAGCUCUCCCAUCAUUCAGCAGUUAGCAUAUCAUCCCCACACCCUUCACAAUUAGUAACAAAAUUGGGAUCAUACUUUGUGAAAGCUUGACGAUUGUUGUCAUAUUAAUUGCUACACAGACGGCCCAAUUCCUCUUACCCAGUUGCCUUCAUCUUUCUUCUUCUUCUUCUUCUUCUCCCCCUCCUACAUCUGAGUUCCAAGAACUCCAUUUAUGGGUUCUUCAGAACGACCCAAGAAGAAGGUGCAGCUGUGGAAGAAAGCUGCCGUCCACUUCGCUCUCUGCUUCGUCAUGGGCUUCUUCACUGGGUUUGCCCCCACGGGUAGUAAAGCCCCAACAACCGCUGCAACUCGUUCAGUAAUUUUAUCGAACACCUCAUCUGCAGCAACGCCCCACUCCUCCCAAAUCGCAUCCCUCCGUUCCACUGCGGGGGGCGGCAGCAGAAUCAACAAGAGCCGUAAGUUGAUCCCCCAAAAGCAAUCCGGGUCAAGCUCCGACAACGGACAACCACUGCCCACGCAUUUCGAAGAGGUGAAAACAGAGGAGUUCACGGGGGCGGCAGAGUUGGGUUCGAAAUCGAAACUCACUCCCAGGAGGCUAAUCAUCAUAAUCACGCCCACCAACGCUAGGGACCCGCACCAAGGGGUGAAUCUCCGGCGGCUGGCGAACACGCUGAGGCUGGUCCCACCGCCGGUGCUGUGGGUGGUGGUGGAGCACAUGGUGUCGCCGUCGGGGAAGGAGAACGAGGUGUCGGAGAUGCUGAGGUCGACGGGGAUGAUGUACAGGCAUUUGGAGUACAGGGAGAAUUUCACGGCGGCGGAGGCGGAGGUGGAGCUGGAGCACCAGAGGAAUUUGGCGUUGAAGCAUUUGGAGCGCCACCGGCUGAGCGGGAUCGUGCAUUUCGCCGGGAUUCACAAUGUCUAUGACCUUGACUUCUUCGACGAGCUCAGGGAAAUUGAGAUGUUUGGGACAUGGCCGAUGGCAUUACUGACGCCACACAAGAGUGAGGUGGUAAUCCAAGGGCCCGUCUGCGAUUCCUCCCAAGUCAUUGGGUGGCAUCUCAACAAAAUGAAGGACACCAACACUAAAAGGGAAGCAGUAGCAGUAGCAGUAGAAGAAGACGAAGUUUCGAAACCUCCGAAAAUCCAUGUUUCUGGGUUUGCAUUCAACAGCUCAAUCCUCUGGGACCCUGAAAGAUGGGGUCGUCCUUCUUCCUCGCAGCGUACCUCCCAGAAUUCGAUCAAGUUUGUGAAGGAAGCGGCUUUGGAUGUGGAAGGAGAGACCAAACUGAAGGGAAUUCCAGCACAGGAAUGCUCCAAGAUAAUGGUGUGGCGUCUUCGGCUCCCUGCUACUGCUACUACAAAAAAUGUUGUGCCAUCUUCUUCUUCAGAUAGCAAUAUCCUGUCCCAAUAAGCAAACCACUCAUUGUACCCAACCCUAGGGAGAUUUUAAUUUUUCAACGGUUUUACCUCUCUUUGAUGGGAGUACCUACGGCGUAAGGUUAUAAAUAACCAAUUCUUUCCUCUUCAUUAUUGAUAUGGAAUAUAGAGAAAUUGAGAAUCACAUGUAAAUUGGAAGUUGUAUAUGCUUUUCUUCUUAAUUUCAAGAAAACUUUAUGGAAUUGAAAUCAGAUAACAUUGAUCUCGUCCGAUUCUGUCUAGGUAUCUAUUCAGAUUAAUUUGGUUUGAUGUGGAUGAAUCGUCAUUGAAUCAAUAUAAAUCAUUCAUAUAAUAAACAGAAACAUCAUGAAAAUUAUAUUAGGGCCAUCUCUUCUUCAAAAUAACUAAUUUUCACGCCCAAUUUGUUUCCAAGCCUUGUAAGAAAAAACAGUCCAAGGCAAACGAAGGGCUUGGAGCCUUAAGGACUCUCAAUGAAAGUUGGAAUAAUUUAGAGAAUCAUGAAUCAGUAAUUUGGCUAGUAGUUAGGGAGAAUCAAUACCUUAGUGAGUUGCCAACUUGUUAGUCUAACCUUAGUUUAGUUUGUAGAGUAGCUUAGUUAUUUACUCUGAAUCUGAUUUGGUCAGAUAAUAAACUGAAAUUGAGUAAUAAUACAUAUAGAGACUCAUGACUUUAAUAUUUUAUUACUUGUGCCACCAUAAUGCAGUACCUUUCAUUGGUUACACUUGACUUGUGUUAGUAGCGUAGUUUGUAGCGCCCACGAACCCUGGAGUUUUUUUACUAUGUAACUCAUGGUUUUUGUAUAUAUUAUUUUGAUUUUAUCUACCUUUUAUGUUUGAUUUAGUUGUUUGGUUUGUUGUCGAAGUGAUUGCGGAUGUAAGAAGAGAACUAUCUUCAAAGGACAAAUCCCCAAACCUGACUUCAAGGGUGGAUGAGACUGGACACGAUAGUCCCUCACGAUCGAUCAUCAAUCGAUCUAACUGCACCCACUUCCUUAUAGGUGUCCAUAGGGUCCAUAUCAUUACCUAUUAGUUCGGGUAAAUGUCAGGCACGUGGUAUGAAUAAACAUAGCGGUGAUCAAACAAUCACAUGCUACCAAGAUCAACGUUGCGAGUUAUGAUCGUGAAGCUUGCAUAUGCAACGCCUCACCUCUUGUUUUCUUCACCUACCAGUAGCGUAGAUUUUGUUUCAUGCACUAUUUUUUCCUUUUAUUUCGUAAAACCAAUGGGCAUUUUAACUAUGGAGGCACUUCGAAAACCACAUUCUCGUUUUAAACCAUAUAGAACUCAUCUCUCACCACGUGAGUAAGUGGUUGUGAGAGACUCUAGGAAAUACAAUCAUGUACUCGGACCUAGUAAAUUUGCAUACAUGUAUUACCCACGAUCAGUGUCUCUGGGGUUGAUUUCCUCUUGAGUUCUUUGCUUUUGAAACAAUAUUGAAAAAAAUAAAAUAAAAGACUAGACGAGGAAAAGAAAAAAGACAUUGCAUAAGCAAGCUCCCCCUAGACUACAUAUACAUCGUCCAUUCAGUUAACUUUGUUAUUUUUAUUUGCAACGGUAACUAUUAAUAAAUAAUAUGAUAGUAUUUUUCUAAUUCUUUUAAUUCUUCUUCCACACCCACCAAUUAUCCGACCGUCCUUCAAUAACUCAUAGCUUCACCCCGAAUUUCGUUUUUGUUGCAUCGACGCCUCACCCCAAGCCCUAUCAUCGACGCCCACUCCUUGUCCGCUAGAAAACCCUCUACCUCUGGAUUCUCGCACUGUCUCUAAUGUCGCAACCUCGCCAGCUCCUCUCACAAUGAAAUCCCACCAAUUCCAUAUUCCCUUUAGAGAAGGUUCUCUAUGGUGCCUUCUUCAAUGCAACGACACAGUCAUUAUUGUCGUCGACGAACUAGGAGGCUAGAGUUGCGAGUAGUGAUAAGGGCUCAUUCCCUCCUUGUUGUGCUUCUUGAAUUUCUCCUUCUUGGACAAAAAUAGUUUCAUUUUUCUCUCUGGUUAGAUACGCUUCAAACAACGCAGGUGAUACCUACCAAAGUGGGGGAGUAUUUUCAACUAACACGGGAGGUCAAAAUGGCAUCAAUUUUCGGCACCCCGCAACAUCACCCACCAGAUUCUUCAAGCUCAGUGUCGAGGAGCUCCAGAAAAGCAAUGUUAUUGUGUGUGUGUGUGUGUGUGUUGUCUUCUUUUCUGUUGUUUCUUUUUUAUGUUGAGGAAUAAAUGCUUUUGUGCAAGGAAGGAGGAAAGUUGUGUAGAAAAUAUUUUAUCGUCGAGCGAGCAUAGGCAAAAUUGAAGUUCGAUCGAGGACAGUGACAGAGCGAUGCUGAUGUAUGAAUUCAAUUAAAAAUAUAGUAUAGAUAAGUCAUAAUUGAUGAGUGGGAGAGGAAAGUAAAAAUUAAUUUUAUUUUAAAAUUUUUUAAUUGUAAGGUGGAAUAAUUUUUUUUUAUUUUUUAUGGAUAGAUCACUCAUUUAACAGUCAACUAUAUUAGUUGACCACAAUGUAAAAUAAAGUUAUUGCGAAUCAUCAUAUAUAUAUAUAUAAUGAGAAUUUAAAGUUAGUACUUUUAAUGCAAUUGAAAAUUUCCCUUGACAAAUAUGAAACAAAAUUCUAAACAUAGUGACCGAAUGUGCCCUUCAAAAUCAAUGUAUCAUAUCUUAUCAUAGACAAAUGCAUAACUGGUUAUCCACCUUACCUUUACUCUUUGGGACAAGUUGGAAAAGAUGGUGGCCCACGUACAUGGAAUUUGGAACCUAAUCCAAUAAUGGGAUGAGUUGUUAAUGAAUUGGGUCAUGGAGGCUACUCAAUCACACUUUAAUUAUAUCUUAACACACAAUAAUAAUAAUAAUCUAAAUUUAAUGUGAUUGACAAUAAUAUAUAUCUACAAAAAAUUCCCAGCGCGUUCCAGUUGCUAGUUAUAAGGUCUUAACUCUCAAUACAUUAUUGAGUUGGAUUAUUUUGAAUUACGCCCAUGUCUUCCAAUGCAAUCAAAGAAGUUUAAACUCUUUAUAACUUCGAAGUUAAUUAAUAAUGGAGUUAAAUUGUUGUGUAAGCCAGCUAAACGCUGAUAAUGAAUUAUCUUCUUUUUUAUGUAGAUAGGAAUUUUUAUCUUAAUACUGUGGUUAAUCAAGUUAAUACGUUUUUUAAGCAUAGCUAGUGUGGUUAAAUGAUAGAGUGGGCAUGUGGAUUUGGUAUGACAAUUGGAUGCAAGUUAGGUCAGAUGAUAGAAAGGACAGUUGAUGAUUUGGGGCCACUUCCAACGGCUAUUUUAACACCACAAAAUAAAUACAAUCUUCUAUUGUCGCAUUGCACCGCCAAAACAAAGCAGUGAAUUUAGUUUAAUGAAUGCUAUUAUCUAUUCAACGAGGGUAAAAAAAAUGCUAUUAUCUAUUUACUACCACAAAAAAAAAAAAAAAAAUACUUGGGAUGGGGCCUCAACGCCGAACCCUUAAUUGAUUUGUUUCGGUUAAUGGGGUGUCGGUCAGGAUUAGUGGUAUAUUCUGUGGAGGCUUUACAGACUUUUGAGCUGAAUUGAGUCCAGAUUUACAAGAGUUUGCUACUCUGCUUCGAUUUUCAGCAUGGUUAGUUCAUGAUUUUGAUCCUUUUAAGGGGAAGAAAUCAUGAUAUUUCUCAUGCCGUUCAGGUAUUAUAGAACAGCUCACAUCGUGGCAGGAAAGCCCUUUUUUGUCUGCAAAGGUCUUUUCAUUUUUCAUUUGUGAUUUAACCUGCAAAGGUCAUGUAUAUUGUUAUAUACUUCGUAUCUGCUGUUUCCCUUUGGGGAUAUCUAUGGCAAUAUAUAUAUAUAUAUAUAUGGCUGUCAUAAAAAUAAUAAUAUCAAUAUGGCUACAACUUUAUACAAAUGAAUAAAUUUGGCCACAACUAUUUCAAUUUGAAAAAUAAAUAACAUGUUUACCUUUAUUUUUUAGUUGAUGGUGAAUGGCAACGAUCAACUCAUGUAAUUGUUAGUGAGUCGACAUACAUUGCUAAUGUGGCUGCCAAUUGUCAUUCACAUCAGCCAAUUUUUUUUAUCCAAAUUGUAAUCUUUAAUUUCAAAUUAAGUUUUCCGUCUUCUCGCAUUUUGCCUUCUCUUCGAGACUUCUUUCUUCUUCUUCUACGACUUGCAACAUCAUAAAGAGCUUGCACUUGAAUAGCUCCACGUCCAUGCUUAAGAAAUAGCAUCCCAGAUA